AUGAAGCCUGUGCUGCUGCUUCAGCUCCUGCUGUUGACUCGUCUAGCCCCGCAGCUGGUGCCUGGAAGUCCCAAGCAACGUUCUACGAAGUACAUCUUGGAACCUCCACCCUGCCGAUCAGACCCUGAAAACUGUACUCAAUUCUGCACAUUGCAGAAAGAUUGCCAGAAAGGACUGCAGUGCUGUUCUGCCUUCUGCGGGACAGUCUGUACAUCCAAUAAAGAUGUGAACCACAAAAGGUAA
Molecule: messenger RNA, 243 nt
Organism: Manis javanica (Malayan pangolin)
Lineage: Eukaryota; Metazoa; Chordata; Mammalia; Pholidota; Manidae
Gene: WFDC13
Product: WAP four-disulfide core domain 13
Cellular component (GO): extracellular region
Molecular function (GO): peptidase inhibitor activity
Source: RefSeq, a predicted model, not a curated record